Molecule: messenger RNA, 1113 nt
Organism: Penicillium odoratum
Lineage: Eukaryota; Fungi; Ascomycota; Eurotiomycetes; Eurotiales; Aspergillaceae
Product: RHO alpha subunit C-terminal catalytic domain-containing protein
Exons: 1
Coding region: 1-1113 (370 amino acids)
Molecular function (GO): iron ion binding; 2 iron, 2 sulfur cluster binding
Source: RefSeq, a predicted model, not a curated record
AUGUCCUUCUUGAGGAAUUUCUUCGGCACUACGCCUGUUGCGCCCAAGGACGAGAAGACUCCCGUCCGCGCCCUGCCCGCUUCCUGGUAUACAUCCCAGGACAUGUACGAGCUGGAACGACGAUCAAUCUUCUCCCGUAAAUGGCUCCUCACCACACACAAGCACCGUGUCUCCAACCCCGGCGAUUCAGUCCAAUACGAUGCCGCCGGCUUCGAGUUCAUCAUUCUCAAAGACCACCAGGGCACCAUCAGCGCUGUCCUAAGCGAAGACCUCUCCCCCGUCCACAUGCACAUCGACCGCAACGGCUUCAUCUGGGUAAACAUGGACGCAUCACCAACGCCGGAAGUAGCCUGGAAAGACGACUUCGACGGAGUCGACGAACAGCCCCGAUACGCCCACUACAAUUUCGAAGACUACAACUUCGACCACACAUGGGACAUGGAAGGCGAAUUUAACUGGAAGAUCCUCGCUGACAACUACAACGAGUGCUACCACUGCCAAGUCGCACACCCUGAUAUCCCAACCAUUGCCGACCUGAACUCAUACUACGUCAAGACGAAGGAUGGACACAUCCAGCACUAUGGGGCUGCGCGGGAAGACCAAAUCGCCAAGGGGUUCCGGAUAGCGACGACUUAUUUCUGGCCAAAUGCUUCGUUCAACAUUAGUCCGAAUUUCUUCUUCAUGCAGCGGUUUACCCCGAGUAGUCCUACGAAGUGUGUCAUGCGGUAUGAGGUUUAUCGACACAAGGAUGCUACUGAUGAGGCUUUCAGCCUUAUCAGUGAUAUGUACAAGCGGAUUAUGUCGGAGGACAAGUAUCUCUGUAUUGCAUCGCAGCAGAACUUGAAUGCUGGCGUCUUUGUUAAUGGCGAACUGCACCCUGAGAUGGAGGCUGGUCCACUUCACUUCCAGAAGACCGUGCGGGACGUGGUUAUGGAGCACCACAAGAAGGAAAGAGAAGCGGGGCAUGAGAUUUGGCCUGCUGCUGAGCGUUAUGAGAGAGCUACUAGUCAAGAAGAGGCUGCGCCGCUUCAGUCGGGUCUUGAUGAUUGGACAGUGGGAAAUGAGAUGAAGGAGUCUUUGCAUGGGAGUCUUGCCCCAGCGAUUGCUGUUUAG